Amborella trichopoda is the source of this 2477-nucleotide messenger RNA. RefSeq names its product putative amino-acid acetyltransferase NAGS1, chloroplastic. The record is from RefSeq and is a predicted model, not a curated record. Gene Ontology annotation, cellular component: cytoplasm. Gene Ontology annotation, biological process: L-arginine biosynthetic process. Lineage: Eukaryota; Viridiplantae; Streptophyta; Magnoliopsida; Amborellales; Amborellaceae. Gene Ontology annotation, molecular function: L-glutamate N-acetyltransferase activity, acting on acetyl-CoA as donor.
UCAUUAAAAUUUUAUUAUUCAGCCGAAACUCGAAGCAAGUUUCGGCCUGAAUUUCAUCUUAAUUUCGCCGAAGUUCAUACUCGUGGCUCUUGUGACUUGCUAGUUCUCAAAUCCGGCGAAAUUUCAGUUAGUUUCCGAGAAACAUGAAUUCCAGUUCGGUCUUCUCAGUUGCACAGACCGGCUUUCGUCACCGAAACCCUCCAAAACAAAGCGUUGAGAACUUUGCCAGUGUCACGUGUCAAUAUGUUUGCGUCAUAAAAUAUCAGUCCCUUUGUUCCGCUAAAUUCGCGUCGCCGCUUCUUUGAACGCCUACUAUGUUUUUUUGAGCUCAAAAGCUUGACCUUCAACCCUCUGCUUCUUCUACCAUGGAAUUGAAGCCCUAAAGAUUUCUCUUUUGUUAUUGAGAGAGAACCUGACUCUUCAUCUUCCAUGGCUGCUUCGACCUUGAAUUCAUGGCUUCCCCUUCUUCAAUGGCACCAGUCCUCGCAGAUCAAUAGAAGUUCUCUAUCAAUGGUGGGAAAACCCUGCUUUAAAUGGUUGAGGAAUGGAGCUCGGCUUAGCGAUCUUUGUGCUUCGUGCUUCACUAAUAGGCUAGAAAGCAGGAUGGUAGAGGAUUUCCAUGGGGAAAAAUCGUGUUGGGGGAAUGCGCAGUUUGUUGGGUGGUUUAGGCAGGCAUGGCCUUAUAUUCAUGGACACAGGGGUUGUACGUUUGUGAUUAUUAUUUCAGGGGAGAUUGUUGCUAGUCCUUAUUUGGAUGGAAUUUUACAGGACAUUUCUCUCCUCCAUGGUUUAGGAAUCAAAUUUGUCAUUGUUCCUGGAACUCAUGUGCAAAUUGACGAACUUUUGGUUGAGAGAGGCUGCAAACCAAAGUAUGUUGGGCGCUAUAGACUUACAGAUUCUGAUUCGUUAGAGGCUGCAAUGGAAGCAGCUGGCAGAAUCCGUCUCACAAUUGAAGCAAAGCUUUCUCCUGGUCCUCCUAUACUUAGUCUUCGUCGCCAUGGGGAUAAUAGUCGUUGGCAUGAUGUUGGAGUUAGUGUUGCAAGUGGGAAUUUUUUAGCAGCAAAGAGGAGAGGGGUUGUUGAAGGUAUUGACUUUGGAGCAACUGGAGAAGUGAAGAAGAUAGAUGUUUCUCGCAUACAAGAAAGGCUAAAUGCAAACUGUAUAGCUAUAGUAAGCAAUUUGGGCUACUCGAGCUCUGGGGAAGUUUUAAACUGCAACACUUAUGAAGUUGCCACUGCUUGUGCACUAGCUAUUGGGGCUGAUAAACUCAUCUGCAUUGUUGACGGUCCAAUACUUGAUGAAAAUGGAAGGCUUAUUCGUUUCAUGACACUCCAAGAUGCUGACUUGUUAAUUCGUAAGAGGGCUGAACAAAGUGAAAUUGCUGCAAACUAUGUCGAGGCUGUUGGAGAAGAAGAUAUCAUUUCACCUGGAUAUGUCAACCAUGGUGGGUCUAACCAUGUACUAGCCUAUGGGAAUGGAUGCAUUAAAAAGGCUAAUCCAACGUUUCAGAAUGGUGUUGGUUUUGACAAUGGAAACGGGAUAUGGGCAAGUGAACAGGGAUUCGCAAUUGGUGGAGAGGAACGGUUGAGUAGAUUAAAUGGUUAUCUCUCAGAAUUGGCUGCUGCAGCUUUUGUAUGCAGAGGCGGUGUUCAAAGAGUUCAUCUAUUAGAUGGCACUAUAGGUGGAGCAUUGUUACUUGAAUUAUUUACAAGGGAUGGAGUAGGAACAAUGGUGGCGAGUGAUGUUUAUGAGGGGACACGAAUGGCUAGGGUGACAGAUAUUGCUGGCGUCAAACGACUUAUACAACCUUUAGAAGAAUCUGGCGCAUUAGUUAGAAGAACUGAUGAGGAGCUACUCAAAGCAUUGGAUUCUUUUAUUGUGGUGGAGAGAGAGAGCUCUAUUAUUGCAUGUGCUGCUCUUUUCCCUUUCCUCAAUGAAAAGUGUGGAGAAGUUGCUUCUUUUGCUGUCUCCCCUGAGUGCCGUGGGCAUGGACAAGGAGACAAAUUGCUUGACUAUGUUGAGAAGAAAGCCUCAUUGUUGGGAUUGGAGUCUCUCUUCCUUCUGACGACGCGUGCUGCUGACUGGUUUGUGCGGCGAGGUUUUUCGGAAUGUCCCAUUGAAUCCAUUCCAGAGGAGAGGAGGAAAAGAAUCAAUCUCUCUCGAAGAUCAAAAUAUUACAUGAAGAAAUUGCAACCGGAGCGAGGAGGAAUUACUGUUGAUAAAGUUUUGUUUAGGUGAUGCUGGAUCCUCCUUUGUAUUGUCUACUGUUUUUUUGUUGGUACGUGGCUUCGCUGUAAUUGAUAUUUGUUGGAAGAGAAGGGAUAAAAUAUUUUGUAAGAUGUGGAAUCAGUGUUUCGAGACUUGGCUGGGGCCACUCAGACUUGGCCGAGUUACUCAGCCUUGCCCUAAGGGCGAGGCAAGUUUUAUCCUAGUAGGUUGUAAUGAGAUUUAGAUAGUACAUAUAUACUUUUAUGUCA